UAAGAAGGUAAAAUAACAGUCAAUGUAAACACGUGGAUUUGUACUUUGUGUUUGAUUUUGGUGGUUUCGAUUUUUUUUUUUUGUAAUAAUUUGUUUUAUAUUUUUACUUAUAUGUUGCGAUAAUCUUCUUAUAUUACUAUAAUGGAUUUUAGUGGAUUUUUUGAUUUGAAUGUCUUGCCUAACGGUUCCAAUAUUGAAAAGCUUUCUAAGAUUUGGUUUGAACGUGGCUAUAGAACCAUAGCCAUUAACCAGAUACUGAACUUAUCUGCAGGACUAUCAAAUAAGACAAAAAAAGGAGAAAAACAAGAUAUAUGCAUUCCAAAACCUUUGGAUUGUAAAUUACCUCCAGAUUUAGCUGGAAAAAUAAAUAUCUUGAACCGUUUGACCAUAAAAAUUUCUGAGGUUUCUCAUUUUUCUAAAGUUUUUCAGGCUAAAUCAUCAGCAGUAAAACAAUAUCAUUUAGUAGCAGUUAUUCCUGAUAAUAUUCCAUGCUUAAAGCAAGCUAUCAAUACCAACGAAGUGGAUAUAAUAGCAGUUGAUUGCAGAAGUAAACCACAAUGGAGUCUUACAAAAAAACAUUACAACCUUCUCAUAGAACAACAUAAAUAUUUUGAGAUUUGUUACAGUCCUGCGAUCAGAGAUUCCACAACUUUUAAUAAUACCAUAUUCAUGUCACAGUUACUUAACACUAUAGGAAAGUCAAAGAAUGUCAUUUUAUCAAGUGAAACAUCAGACACAUCCAUUCUAAGGACUCCUUAUGAAGUUAUAUAUUUAAGUCUCAUUUUUGGUCUAAAUGAAAAUAAAGCUAGAUAUUGCUUGACAAGUGAACCUUCAAAUGUGAUUUGCAGAGCUCUGAAACGUCAAAUUGGAAAAUCAAGUUUUACCAUUGAACAUGUUUGACUGUAAAUCAAAAUUAUUUAUUGCCAAGAUCUUCAAGACUGGAUUGUGUGAUACUCCCA
Messenger RNA from Nezara viridula (southern green stink bug), 959 nucleotides. NCBI's taxonomy places the organism in Eukaryota, Metazoa, Arthropoda, Insecta, Hemiptera, Pentatomidae. The record is from the annotation of a GenBank genome assembly.